AUGGAGAGGAUGACGGUGCUCUUCGUGGCUUUGUUUUUGAACUUUGCAUCUACGCAGCUGGUGAAGGGGCAACAUGGAAAAGAUUGUCAAACUAAUUGUGGCAACGUGUCCAUUAUAUACCCUUUUGGCACUUCUCCAAGUUGCCACUAUUCCGAAGACCCAACUUUCAAAGUAACAUGUGACAAGAGAGAGAAGCGGUUAUCAAUCUUUGAUGGCAUUAGAAGCCUUGAAGUCAUCAACAUUUCUCGCAGCGGCGAGCUACGGGUAUGGAUGGAUAUGGUGUACACUUGCUAUAAUAACGAAGGAAAUGUGAGUGAGAAAAGUUACCGCAAUUAUACGCUGGGUAGUUUCUCUCUCUCCGAAAAAAACAAGUUAACGUUAGUAGGAUGCAACGCUUUUGCACUUGUGAGCACGUUUGGAAUGCGGGAGCACGCAACUGGAUGCUUGUCAUUAUGUAAUUCUCCAUCAGCGGAAAAUGUAGGAUGUAAAGGUGGAGGUUGCUGUACAACAGAGGUCUCUCCCCUGUUGGGGCGCUAUGAAUUCGAAAUUGACUCCGUUCGCUUGGACGGUUUUCCUUCUGUGCACGACUUUAAUCCUUGCACCUACGCCUUUCUCGCUGAGAAUGGUACUUUUAAGUUCGAUCCUCUGAGAGAUAUGAAGAACCUGGGGAACGUGACAAGGUUCCCUGUGGUCCUGGACUGGUCUGUUGGGGAAGUGAGCUGCAAUCAGGUUGGAAACGCGAGCAUCUGUAGCGGCAAUGCCACGUGUGUGGAUGCUACUCGCGGAAAAGGUUACAAUUGCCAAUGUUUACAAGGGUAUCAUGGAAACCCUUACUAUACUCCACUCGGUUGCAAAGAUAUGGAUGAGUGUAGUAUGGGUAGACAUAACUGCUCAAGGUCCAGCACUUGCGAGAACACGCUUGGAAGCUUCCGUUGUAAGUGCCCAUCUGGUCAACGCUUAGAUACCUCUAAUAUGAGCUGCAAGACUAAAGAUCCUCGAUGGCCUACGAUUCUCCUUGGAACCAUAAUCGGCUUCUUGGUCAUCCUGCUUGGCCUUCUCGGUGUGCAACAGAGACUAGAGACUGAAGAACCGGAAAUACAAGAAGCUCCGUCACAAGUUCUUUGA
This is a messenger RNA of Microthlaspi erraticum, 1125 nucleotides long. The record is from the annotation of a GenBank genome assembly. NCBI's taxonomy places the organism in Eukaryota, Viridiplantae, Streptophyta, Magnoliopsida, Brassicales, Brassicaceae.